AUGAGUUUUUCCAAGAUCAAGCCGAAGUCUUACGAGGGAAAAAUGGAAGAGUGGUUGUCUGCAAUCAGCAUGAAGGUUACUGACCUGAACAGUCUGGUUCUCGACUACCUGGUCCAUGAGGGACUAGGGGAUAUUGCAGCAGAGUUUGCAAGAGAUGUUGGAUUGCCUUUUACUGCAUCUUCAUUUCUGAGCCAUAGAACACGGAUAAGAGAUGCAAUUGAAGAGGGAGAUAUCAAGAAAGCCAUAUCGAGGAUAAACGAUCUGAACACGGAGAUAAUUGAUGGGAAUAUUGAGCUGUACUAUUUCCUUAUGGAACAGAAGGCAUGCGAACAAGCACAAGCGAUAAGAAGCGAAGGAGAAAGCACAGAGGAGCAGAAGGUGUUUAUUCUCCUUGAAGAAGUUCUUGAGUUUAUACGUUCUGAGCUGUCGCCGAUUGUUGAGGAAAACCCAGCCUUGGGGCCGCACUUUGAGGACCUCCUUGAGUUUGUUGUGUUCAACUCUCGGAAAGAGGCUGUGGUGGAGAGGAGGAGGAGGUUGGCAGAGUAUAUCAACAGGAAUAUACUGGAGAAGUACGAAGUAACGGAAAACGAGCUAAAGAAAGUUCUUGACGGAAUUGUAAAGGGCGAAAGAUUGCUGACGGAGAAGUACAAGUUCCCCACAUUCAACGAGUCAUUUAUAUGA
This is a messenger RNA of Encephalitozoon intestinalis ATCC 50506, 681 nucleotides long. RefSeq lists its product as uncharacterized. Gene Ontology annotation, molecular function: protein binding. The record is from RefSeq and is a predicted model, not a curated record. Lineage: Eukaryota; Fungi; Microsporidia; Unikaryonidae. The coding region runs from base 1 to 681 and encodes 226 amino acids. The transcript has a single exon.